Penaeus monodon (black tiger shrimp) is the source of this 1665-nucleotide messenger RNA. Its product is annotated as clotting factor B-like. The transcript has 8 exons. Lineage: Eukaryota; Metazoa; Arthropoda; Malacostraca; Decapoda; Penaeidae. The record is from RefSeq and is a predicted model, not a curated record. Gene Ontology annotation, molecular function: serine-type endopeptidase activity. The coding region runs from base 1 to 1593 and encodes 530 amino acids. Gene Ontology annotation, biological process: proteolysis.
AUGGACAGGGUUAGUGAAUCCUUGCGACGGGAUAUUAACCGUCAAAUUAUCUGGUGCAAGUGUGACCAACCAUCGUCGGCCCUAUUAGACAUCUACAACAUCCAAAGGGAUGACAUAGGUUUCCUUGCCAGCAUCAAGGUGUUUGUUCCACUUGGUUCAUUCGUCUUUCCUGAGCAGAAGCGAGCUGACUGCCUCGCCAUGCUCUACGCUGUGCUUGUGGCCUGUGCUCUGUGUCGCUGUGUUGCUGGUUCAAAGACAACCAGGUGUGAUGAUCUAGGUGGCAAGUGUGUGCCCUCCGACUCCGCCCACUCCUGUCCAGGGAACGCCCACCGGACCUCCUACUCGACGCUGUGUCCUGAAGGCUUAGACUGCUGUCAUGAAGAUGUUUCCGAGAAUAGAGGUUUAGCUUCAGAAAUACGUUGUUUAAAUAUCACAGAGCCAAUGCAGUGUGGCUCAAUCUCAGCGCCAUCCAAGUGCGGAAAAAACGAAAUUGCAAAAAGACUACGGCAAAAUGUAGAAAGCACGGUGGAAAAUGCAUCCCCAGGAAGGCUCCUUGCAACACGACGUCUGUCAACAGUUUGUGCAACGGGCGGUCCUGCUCCUGUUGUCUCGGAGAAAGAUUUCGCUGAGUAUAUUAAUACACCUUCUAUACUGAAUGUGUCAUUUACAGAUAACCCCAAGUGCAGCAGUAACCCCAAGUGUAGGUUUAGAGGCGGCUUCUGUUUCAAGAAAAAAAGGAAAUUGUGCGGGUCAGGCCUGGUGGAGGAGGAUGGCUGUGAAGGCAAGAAAUGCAUGUGUUGCAUUGCUAAAAAAAUCUGUUCGUGUGGAAUAACCAACGAUGCUCGCAUCGUGGGCGGAACGGAGGUUGUACCCGCUUUCAAGUAUCCCUGGAUGGUGGGCGUGCUGGUGCCACACCUGCUGCCGUCUUAUCUUUGUGGCGCGACAGUCAUCAACGACCUGUUCGUGAUUACUGCCGCCCACUGCCUCUUUGACGGCUACACCGACCAGAAGCUGCGGCCCGAGGACGUGAAGCUCGGCCUGAGUGAUCACGACCAGCUCUCCGACAACGCCCUCCAGGUGCCCGUGAGCGAGCUCAUCGUCCACGAGCUUUACAAGAACUCUGACAUCUACUUCGAUGUGGCGCUCAUUCGCCUUCAGGAGCCCUUAGUGUUUCACAAAUACCUGAGGCCCGCGUGCCUCCCUACGGACGCAGCCGAAAGCUACGGAGGUCGCCUGGGCUUCGUGUAUGGUUGGGGCAUCACCAACGUAUCCGACUACAAUCUCUCCGGCCGCCUACAGGAGACACGGCUGCCCAUUCUGGGGCCGGAGUGCGACAACAAGACCAUCGGGAACGUACGGCCGACGCCCGACAUGCUCUGUGCCGGCACGGAGGAGGGGGGGAAGGACACGUGCACCGGCGACUCCGGGGGGCCGAUCACGGUGCCGGCGAGGAAGAAGCGGCACGUAAUUGUGGGCAUCACGUCCUUCGGCGAAGGCUGCGGCGACCCGGGCGUCCCUGGAGUCUACACUCGCGUCUCGGCGUACCUGGACUGGAUCUUGGAAAAGACGGCCGGGGCGUCGUACUGCAACUGAGGCCGACUGACGUGGACGCUAGAGUGUGGCUUGCGCUCCUGUACAGGCAUUUGAGCGGUCUUCUGUGUGAUA